This is a messenger RNA of Diabrotica balteata, 4583 nucleotides long. The record is from the annotation of a GenBank genome assembly. NCBI's taxonomy places the organism in Eukaryota, Metazoa, Arthropoda, Insecta, Coleoptera, Chrysomelidae.
AAACACGACGUUAAAGAUUAAAGUAUUACACAUAUUUAAUUGUGAAUAAAUUAUGACAGAAUCGAAUAAGAGAAGUAGAACAAAAAAAGGUGGAAAAACUCUAACUACUAAAUUACCAGACGAUAUAAAGGAAAAAUCAUAUUUAACCCGUCACGUGGAUACUUCAAUAGCAAUUUUAGAUAGCCCUGAAAACGAUAUUGUCCUGGAAUCUCUUUUAUUUUUAUCCAAAUAUGCCGAUUUAUGUCUAAUCAAUUUAAACUACUUGCAGCAAAGAGGUCUCCUGCAGAAGAUUUUAAAGUUAUUAGAUAGGAACAUUUGUAUAUUAAGACUAUGCUUAAGACUUCUGAAUAUCCUUUUAAGUAUCGAAGAUGUAAUGAUUGAAUUUGAUCAAGAAGAAUAUGAUAGUGAUAUCCAAAGAAUAACAAAUUUUUAUAUUUAUCAUAAAGAUUUACAUGUAAAAGAGUUUGCAGUGUCCAUUUUAAGUAAAGUUGCCAGCAGCUGUAGAAUCACUAGUCUAAUUUUCUCUAUGGAUCUACUAAAUCCCAUACUAUCUGCUUUAAAGAGUGUUAAAAAUGUUAAUUUACUUCAAAUGAGUAUGAUUUUGUUAGACGGGUUACUAACAGCUCCAGCUGCCUUAUGUAUUUUACCAGAAGUAAAGAACUUUGAUGUUAGCACUAUAGUUAAACUGCUCCAACAUCCCGAAGGUGAAGUAAACGCACAAGCAUUUAAAAUUAUUUCAAAGCUAACAUUUUUUUGUUUGAAUGUCUAUCAGGUCAUGUUUAAGAAAGAAAAAAUAGUAGAGAAAAUGAUGGGUGUAGUAAUGGAUCCUUUACAAAGAGAUAAUCACGAAAUAUCACUGAAAAUCAUUUUAGAUUGUAUGAAUUCCGAUAUAACAUCUACUUACUUUAUUGAAUCUUUAGAAUUUUUAAAAUUUUGUGCUUGGGUAAAAACCUGCGAAAGUGAUUAUCUUCCACAAUGUGCUGAUAUAUUUCUGAAACUUUCAAGUAUACCUAGCAUCAGACAGACAUUAUUUGACUUAUCCGUGGAAGAGUCAAUUCUCUAUUUUUUAAGAAGUAAAGAGAAAUAUGUUUUAAAUAGAGCUUGUGCAGCAAUUUCAAAUAUGAGCGAGCAUCCAUAUUGCUGCGACCACAUGUUAACAGGAAAAGUGGUACAAACAAUUUUUAACAUAUUGGAGAGGACCGAUGAUGAAAUAGAUCCUCAAAAUGAGGUGGCAAUAAAAACUUUGUGUAAUCUUACCAAAAGAUCGUUAAAAACAUUACAAUUUUUGUUUAAAUUAGAAGCUCAACAAAAAUUUUUUGAAUUAUUCAACAAAGGGUUAGCCAUAUUAUCUCCAGAAGCAUAUCUUAACAUCACUGAGAUAAUAUAUCAUUUUGUGGUGUAUCCGGAAUAUCAAAAAAGUAUAGUUAAUUCUAAAUUAUUUACAGAAUUACUUAAGGCAUCACAAAGUGAGUGCGAAAAAGUAGCAGUUCUAUCAUUGGAAAUAAUAACGUUUUGUAUGGUAAAACCAAUAUUUUUAGAACUGUUUACUAACUUAAAUGGACCAACUAUUAUUAUGCAACAACUAAAAUCGACCACUAAUCCAAAAUUACGAAACUGUUUGCUGAUUCUAAUUCAUUCAGCUAUUUCUAACGAUAGUAUAACCUUGGAGUUUUUAAAGAAUGGUUUAGUUAACGUACUAAGGGAGUUUUCGGAGGAGAUUAGGAAAAGUGCUCCAAUUAUAGAGACUAUAUUGAAUUUAUCGUAUAAUGUAUACCUACCUUUAAAAUUUUUUGAAACACACCGCUUGGAGAUCACUGACAAGCUGAACAACCAGUUUUAUUUGAUUAAUGGAUAUUGGACAGAUGAGUUCCCGUUUCUGGAUAUUAUCCGAUGCGAAAAUCUUUCAACCAUAUCAUCCAUUUACGUUGUGGAUUACACAUAUGACGCCGCCGAGCCAACAUGCACGAUCUCGAAUAUGUCUUUCAAUACACUGGAUUCCGAUGAAAGUAAAAAUUAUACAAUAUCCCCUAAUGAGAGAUCUUUGACAACAUCAAAACUUCUGAGAAAUUCGGAACAUUAUUCAAAAGUGACUCCAGAUUUUGAAAUUAAUUACGGUGACUUAUCUCCCGAUCCCUUUCUUCCAAAGUAUAUUUAUAAUAUCAACAAAUUAUUCGAAGACGAAACAUCCAUAAUUAACAAAAUAAGGAUCUUGUCCAAGUUCGUAGACACCAUUCUGUGCGGACCCAAUGAAAGUCUCAAGAUACCCCAGAAGUUUCACACUUUUAAAUUACAUAUACAAAGUUUAAAAUUCAAAUUUGGAACGAAUAUGAUACCGAUUGGAUAUCUUCGAAUUGGUUUUUAUUGCGAAAGGGCACUCCUAUUUAAGACAAUUAUAUUGGAAGAUGCAGACAAAUCAGAUGCAAUUCGGCAAAAAAGAGGUAUUGAAAAACAAUACUCUUUUGAUGUUGUGUUUGGAGAGGAUUCGACACAAGAGGAAGUAUACAAAGUUACUACGAAAAAUCUCAUAACUGACGUUCUCAACGGAUAUAAUGGAACUGUAUUUGCAUAUGGACCGACGGGGGCAGGCAAAACUCAUACUAUGGUGGGCACUAGAUCGACUCCAGGAAUCAUGAUUAGAGCUCUUAACGAUAUUUUUGAGGCAGUAAAAGAUAAAGAAGACGAGUAUUCGGUUACUAUGUCAUACCUUGAAAUUUACAAUGAGCAAAUUCGAGACUUACUUAAUCCAUCAUCAGGAUUUUUAGAAUUGCGGGAAGAUUCUAAAGGAAAAAGUAUGCAGGUAGCUGGAUUAUCUGAAAUUUCUACAAAUAGUACCGACGAAAUCAUGCAACUGCUUCAAAAGGGUAACAAGGCAAGAACGAUAGAGCCCACUGCUAUGAAUCAAACAUCCUCAAGAAGUCACGCACUUCUUAGUGUCACCGUUAGACAUACGAUUCCAGUAAAUAAAACAGAUCAUUUGCGUAUUAAGAUUAGACAAGGACGUUUAUUUAUGAUUGACUUGGCAGGUUCUGAACGAGCCAAUAAGACUAAAAACAGUGGUAAGAGAUUGCAAGAAGGUGCUCAUAUUAAUAGAUCCUUACUGGCUCUGGGAAAUUGCAUAAAUGCAUUAAGUGGUGGAGCAAGAUAUGUAAACUACAGGGAUUCUAAACUAACUAGACUGUUAAAAGACGCGCUCUGUGGCAACUCUAAAACAGUAAUGAUUGCUCAUGUUUCUCCAAGCGCUGGGCAGAAAGAAGAAUCGAGAAACACUCUUAUCUACGCCGAUAGAGCCAACAACAUUACGACAAAAAUUGAACGAAACGUUUUUGAUGUUUCUUACCAUGUGACUCAAUAUCAAACUGUGAUAACUGAACUCAGAGAUGAGAUAUCCCGAUUACAGCACAAAAUGAAAGAAGAACGUCCGAGGUCGGCUGAUGUGAAGAAGUUAAAUGCCGAGGAAAGAAGGAAUGAGGUGCAGCAACUUCGAGAACAAAUAGUGGAGACAUUUAAGACACAAAUGAAAUUAAGAAGAAAGUUAAUGGAAAUUGAUUCACAUCUUCUAAGUUUAGGCAUGGAAUCAGAAAGGCAACAUAUGAUCAUAUCCCACUGGGAGUCGAGAAAUAAUAAAUUAUAUAAAAAUAGCCUUAACGAAUCCAGAGCCAGAACACAACAAAGCAUGAGAAGAAGAACCUACACAGCAGACGGCUUUCGAUCGGCUGGAUACGAAAAUGAUGAUACUUUAGACACAGAUAUUGACGCAGAAGGAGAAUCGGCAAUUCAACAGGCUUGGAGUGAACUGGCAGAUAUUGAAAGAGAACAGGAACGAUGGUCCGAGUUAAGAGUUCACAUCGAACAGAAACUGGAAGUUUGUAGACAACGAGGUGUUACUUUGGAAGACCAACUUCCUACACUACUAUCAUCUGAUGAUGAAAGGGAAAUUCUAGCUCUGAUGUGCAGAGUACAUGAAUUAGAAGCUGAUAAGAUGGCUCUUCAAUCAGAGAGAUUGGUAAGACAACAUGAACUAAGAAGGAGAGAUCUUUUAAUUUUGCGAUAUGACCGGCAACGACAGAUUUGUGAAGAGAUAAUCACAAGACAGCGGCAGAUAAUGGAAGAAAAGAAAAUGGUUCUACCACAAGAUUUACAAGAGUUAUAUCAACUUUAUCAACAAGAAAUUCACGCAUCCACUUACAGUGACGUUGGAAUACCGCAAACAGCAUCUGCAUUCACUCCAACGGAUAUUUUACCACCAAUUGGAAAAAUAAGGCUUCCGACAGCUGAUUUAAGCAGCAGUGAUGCAAGUGGUAUUUCCCCUCCUUCUUCGGCCGAUUCAGGAGAUUCCAGUAUAGACAGACUUAUGGGACAACCUGUGUCAAGGCACAGCUUCAGUAAAAAAUUACCACCACUUCCUCCUAGCCCACCUGUACGAUCAAGAAAAGGCAGUUCAAGUUCUAUGCGAAGAAGUCUCAGUGAAAUGCAUCUCAGCGGUUCCGAAGACGGAGCAACGUAAUACUGACUUGCGUUUUGUUGUAAAAACUGUUUAAAAAAGUGUAUGAUAUAUAUUAAAAUAAAUAAAACAUGUGUGAUCU